UCACCACCUCGGCCCGGAUCCGCCACUCCAGCCCCUUCUGGGCCGGCUUCUCGGUGCUGCUGUCUGGUCUCAUUGGAGUGGUCUCCUGGAAAAGGCCUCUGUCCCUUGUGGAUAAUAUGAAGUUGAAAUUUUGGAAACUAAACUUCCCUGUAAAACAUAUACAUCUUACCCAUAUAACCUUUUUCACGCUGCUCUCCGCAGUGUGUGUCAUGCUGAAUUUGGCGGGGUCCGUUCUUUCCUGUCAGAAUGCGCAGCUAGUCAACUCCCUCAAGGUCUGCCAGCUGGACCUCCUCUUCAGCGUGUGCGCCCUCAACGUCCUGUCCACCAUUGUCUGUGCGUUGGCCACGGCCAUGUGCUGCAUGCAGAUGGUUUCCUCUGAUGCCCUGCAGAUGUUCCUCUCACAGAGGUCCCAUCCUGCCAACACCUCCUGCGUGCCUCCACAUGGCACCAUUCUUCACCAGAUGGUGGACUUUGACGACUUCAUCCCUCCCAUCCCACCACCACCUUACUACCCGCCAGAAUAUACCUGCACACCCACCACCGAGGUCCACAGGGACCUGCACCUGGACUUUGCUUCUUCUCCCUUCAGCGCCUUGUAUGCUGUCACCAUCAACAGCCCUGGCCUGCUCUAUCCUGCUGAGCUCCCUCCACCCUAUGAGGCUGUGGUGGGCCAGAGCCUGGCUAAUCAGGUCACAUGUAUCGAUCAACAAGUGACGGAGCCCAGUUCUGGAGACCCAAAUAUCACAACUGAGUUCAGCACACAAGUGCCAUUGGAUCGAGAGAACGUCCGUGUUGUGGAGAGAGCUGCUGCCCUAGGCUUGAGCUUUUGUUCCUUGGAUGGCCCUGGGGCCUCACAUUCCCAACUGUCAUCCCAGGUGCCCUGCCACCACUGGAGCCAUGUGUCCCUGAAGGAGGGUGCACAGACUCGAGUGGGUCCUCAGCGAAUGGCCCACUCUGUUAGUGACCCUGCCACAUGCUUGUCUGGAGUAGCAGGUGACGCCUCCCCACACACCCCUUGGUGCAUUCAAGAUCUGGACGCAGGCACGCCCCAGUCUUCUCAAGGCGCUGUUCACUCCACUCACUCUGCCGAGGCUGCCUGUUCUUGCCAGCAUCGUCUUGAUCCCCCAGGAGAACAACGCGGUGCCUGGACAACUCGCCAGCAGUUCAAGGCCGAGGCCUCCCAGCUCCUCCCCAAGCAGCAGCCUCACUCUCUGGCAGACAGCCAGGCCUACGUGGACACCCGGGUCCUGGUGACCAAGUUCCUAGAGCACACGCAUGGUGCUCUCCCGGCAGAGGUGCGGCAUGUGGCAUGUGCCAUCCAAACAGUGGUUGCUUCUGACGAGUGCCACACAGAUGAACCCAUCCUCAAUGCCAACGUUCUGGAUCAAGCGUGAAGGACCCUGGAGCCUGCACACCAACAUGGGCACACCUAGUGCCACAUGUGUUCAUGUUGCAAGCUGCAGAGUUGACAGAGAACAAGGGGCCCAUGAGCACCACCAAGCAGCCUGGACAUGGGGCUCUUGUGCCCUCUCUUGAGGUGGACUGCUCCACUGUUUUCUCAUUGACUACAUUUUCUACCUGUUCCAGAAGAUAAGAAAUGUAACUUGCCAUCAAGUUGAUGGGGACUCACGGUGCCCCUCGGUGUGCAGAAUAAAACGACGCCCGUGGGCGUUCCAGGGUGUCACCUUGCAGAAGCAGAUUGCCAGCUUUGUUUACCUUCAAGGCACUUCUGGUUGCUUCAAACCUUCAACCUUUUGGUUAGUAACUAAGUGCCCCAAUCAGUGCGUGGAGUCUGACAUCAUGAGACUAUCUCCUUAUGUGUUUCAUCGCUCUAUAAUUAAAUUUUUAUCAUGGUCUAAUUUUAAAGAAGGCCAUUCUAACAGAGGUGGUCGCCUGGGCCCAGCUUGGUGCUCUCAGGGCUGUUGUAUCAAGCAGUGUACAACCUUGACCCCUAGGUAGUGCACUUGACCCCUAGGUAGCCUGAAGCCCCGCAGGAAGCAGAGGAGUGUGCCAAGGGGCUUUGACAAACCUCCGACCUUCACCACUUUUGCUCUGGGGUCUCUUCUGCCUCUCCUUCGCAACUUUUAACUAAUUUGGGGGUUCUGGGGGAGAGACCUGGUGGUGCAGAGGGUUAAAUGUUGGGCUGCUAUCCAAACAGUUGAUGGCUUGAACCCCCCCUCACUCCUCUGGAGAAAGACGAGGCUUUGCAAAGAAGUUGACAGCCUCAAAAAGCAUGGGGAGAGUUCUAGUUUGUGUAGGAUUGCUAUACUCUACAGCUUUGUCUAGGUUUGCCAGCAGGCCUGUGGGUUUUGGGAGUGGGGAACAAAAUUCCAUCGUUAUUAUUUUUUUCCAUAUCAUAAGCACCUACUCUAACCCACUGGUAAUUUGGGAGUUUCCCUGGUCCCUAGCCUAUGACCAAUUAGCAAUGGAGAAGGUUAAUAUCUAGGGAAACAAGGCCAUUUUUCUAGGACAGGUGACUUACUGAAAACAAUUCUCAGAUGACCCAGUGCAGCCUCUCCACAUCUAUGACAGCAACAAAUUUGUCUGCAUUGGAGGAUAUAAGUUUUAAUCAUUUAUUUUUGUAAAAACAGCCAGUGUGGUAGUGAUAGAGGAGUAGCCAUUCCAGUCCCCUCUGAGAUGGCCCCUUAUGUUCUGGAAAUGUCAGCAACAUCCCUAAGAGCUCCCGACAGUGAUAGGGAUGGGUGUGUGUCGGAUCUGUCAAACAGGAACCAGCAGCACAGAGGAUGAGGGGGUCCUGGAGCUGGGCUCAAAUCUCCUACAUGUACAAAGCCACCCAGGCCUACCAGGGUGCCUCUGGGAGAUCAAAGCCCCACUGGGAGUGCAGGUGGAGGGCCAGGUGAAUACCCACACUUCCCAGCUGUCCAGCCAGCCUAGCAGCUGCACCUGCUCAGCCUUCCCUGUGCUCUGGGCAACCUGUGCUUGUCCUCAUGUCCAUCCUCCGCCUCCAGCCCCCUUUAGCUAACAUGUAGUGCUGUGAUCCUCUGGUUAGAAACUGGGAGCCUUCCUCCAACCCGGGAUUGGUGGGAAGGAGCUGAGGUGUGAGGUGUGGGAGUGUGGCCAGUGUAUAACCAGAGAUUUUAACACCAGUAGAAAUCAAGUCUUUUGACCAAAGUAGAACUUUACCAUUAAGAUAUCCUAGAGAUGAGUAUUAUAUGAUGAAUGUAUGCAGAUUAUUAAAAAGGAAACCCAUUUUCUAAUUGUUCUCAACAGAGUUUUGAAUAUCCUGAAAAACAAAGUCCCUGUGCAGGUAAAGUCAGAGUAACGAGCCCCCUGUGCCACCCUAAGCUCACAAGCAAACUUGGAUUUUGAGAACUGCAUGUUCAGCCUCGUGGGGCUCUGUAUCCUUUCUGAGUCUCUGGGCCGGAUUCUUCCUAUUUGGAGGCUGGCUGAGCCCCUGGGGAUUGAACCUGGAGUUCUCAGACCUGGCUGCACUUUGUUGACUCAACCCCCAGGGUUUAUCCUAUGGCCCGGGUGGCAGGCCUCCAGGGUCUCAGCCUGGCCUUCUGUUCCCAGCUUGUGCUUUGUCGUUCGCACAAGCACAUGGUGGAGAUGUGCUCGGUCACUUGCGUAACAUCUCUGGUUCUCUGCUUCCUCCAGCCCCCUCACAUCCAUUUGCGUAUCUGUUUUCAUGGCUAUUCCACCUUACAAAUGAGGAACCUACCUGGUUGUCAUCUGCUGGGUUGUAACUUGGCCUUCUUCUCAGGGUUUGGGGGCCACAUGAGCCCCAGGCUCUAGGUUGACAGAAAUAUUUCAGAAGAGAGAGCGGUGAAGAUGAUGAUCACCAGGGAAUGACUGCCUAUCUCACCCUCCAACCUGGUGCCCCAGCCUUCUCAGAGGUACCUUAAAACCUCAGGAGCAACAACCAGAGCCCGGUCUCCAUCCCCCAUGUCCAGUGCAAACAGCUCAGUGCUGCUAAUGUCCACUUCUGCCGACCCAGAGGCCUAUUCUCCUCUCCGUGUUUUAGUAUCUGCAACGGCCUGUCUGCAGGCACAGUUCUCUUUCCAUCAUUGGCUGUCCCUCCCCACAGCGGCACGGAGGCCUUCACCGUUCCAGGCAGAAGCCCUCCCUAGGAAGCAGUGGUACAAGGACCUCUAUCUGAAGAAUGGACCCCUUCCAGACCAUUGUCUGAUCCCAGCUUGGGAGCUGUGGAGUGUGGCUAAUGAGGUGAGGAGACGUAUUGCUCAUAAGGGUAUAGGUCUUCAUUUAGUCUGAAGACUAUACAAAUGAAAUGCUUCUAACAAAUCGCUUAAAAGCUCAUUUCGUGUGUGUUUGUUUCCCCUCCCUCAACUGUAGUGAUUCAAAAGCAAAAUUUAUAGGAAAUUGUUUUCAAGUCACAGGCUUGUUUGUACAACUUGAAGGUUAUAUUUAUUUAAUGCCUCAAAUUGUUUUAAGCAGUGGUGUUUUAAUAAAAGGUAUUUCUGUC
Molecule: messenger RNA, 4444 nt
Organism: Echinops telfairi (small Madagascar hedgehog)
Lineage: Eukaryota; Metazoa; Chordata; Mammalia; Afrosoricida; Tenrecidae
Gene: ENTREP2
Product: family with sequence similarity 189 member A1
Exons: 11
Coding region: 117-1394 (425 amino acids)
Source: RefSeq, a predicted model, not a curated record